AAAAGGCGAACAGGUUGUGUUUGGUUGUCAUUGUUCUUUAUCGUUGAUUUCAAUCUAUCUGAGCUUCGAACCUUAGACAUGAACAGGUUUCUCAUCCUCGCUGCUCUAGUGGCCUACGCUUACUGCUGUCCUCAGUCCAGCAUUGACAUGGCCUGCGCUCUCAUGCAGAAAGCGCACGCCGGUACACUGCAACUGGCCACUAGACACCCCUCAGGAGUGAACGACCUCGCAUUCGCUAUGAAUAAUAUGCAAGACAUGUGUAAUGGCCAUGAGGCUCAUAGAUCUCAUUACACUUGCUCUGAGUGUCCAUCCCCUGGCGCCCCAGGGGGCACCGUGUGCCUCAGUCACAACCUCCUUGCCUACCUCACCGCCCUUGUUGCCAAGGGACCAGUCAUUGUCAAUGAACUGGCCGGUGCCUGCCACACCUGCGGCUCCCGACAUUACCGCGGUGAGGCCGUUGACCUUCACAAUGAUGCCAGAAGUGCUGAAUACCUCCACACUUGCACAGCCAUGGGUGGAUGGGGCCAGAACGAAGGCAACCAUAUCCAUUGCCAGUUUACAGACUAAAUAUAUCCAGUGCAAGUAGUAGCUACAUGCUGACUUAUCCAUGGAUAUUGGUGUCGAUACAAAGUAAAAUUGUAAAUAUAUUUUGAUGAGUUGUUUGUGCUUGACUUUGGUUGAAUACUAAACAUUUUUUUAAAAUAAAAUUUAAGACAUU
Molecule: messenger RNA, 718 nt
Organism: Biomphalaria glabrata
Lineage: Eukaryota; Metazoa; Mollusca; Gastropoda; Planorbidae
Exons: 4
Coding region: 79-567 (162 amino acids)
Source: RefSeq, a predicted model, not a curated record